UCACCCUGCGUGGCCGAGAUGAGAGGCGCGCCAGGGCCCCGUGCACGCGCGAGCCGCGGCCGCCUCCCCGGGCCAACAGCGGCGCAGGCUGGAGCCUCCCCCCGAAACGCCAUGGAUACAGCUAGUCACAGUCUAGUCCUCCUGCAGCAGUUGAACAUGCAGCGUGAGUUUGGUUUUCUCUGUGACUGUACAGUUGCAAUAGGAGAUGUUUACUUCAAGGCCCACAGAGCAGUGCUAGCUGCUUUUUCAAACUACUUUAAGAUGAUAUUUAUUCACCAGACAAGCGAAUGCAUAAAGAUUCAGCCUACAGAUAUCCAGCCAGACAUAUUCAGCUACUUGUUGCACAUCAUGUACACUGGAAAAGGUCCAAAGCAGACAGUCAACCCCAGCCGGCUGGAGGAGGGCAUUCGAUUUCUCCAUGCAGACUACCUUUCCCAUAUUGCGAUUAAAAUGAACCAGAUGCUUUCCCCAGAGACGAUGCAGUCUUCAAACUUAUAUGGAAUUCAGAUCUCAACCGCACACAAAGCAACAAAGGAAGGUCUUAGAGCAAAAGAAAAUCUGACAAAUGCCAGCAACAGGUCUGCUAACCAGGGCGAUCACCCACAGUUACAGCUCUCACUUGCCAUUGGACUAGAUGAAGGUACCCUCGAACAACAGAUCACCCAUCCUUCCACCCAAGCAGCUGGGGCUGUCAAACCGGUGGAGGAGCUUCAGAAAUCAUCUGUGUCUAUAAAGCAGGAGAAAUGUGACCCCGAGCCAGUGGUGUCCCAAAGUCACACGUCACCCUCUCCAGAUGUUUCUAAAACUAAUCUCAACAUGCAUUUAUGUCAUUACUGUGGGGAGUGUUUUGAUUCCCAUGGCAAUUUGCGGGAACACCUGCACACUCACGUCUCCGGCUCACUUCCCUUUGGCAUCCCAGCCUCCAUCCUGGAGAGCAAUAACCUCGGUGAAGUGCAGCCUGUUACUGAAAAGGGGGAAGCUAUUGAAAGUCACCGGCUCGGUGGCUUCCUAAUGAAAGAGAAUGGGCAUCCAUCAGAACAUCCAAGCCAUACUAACACAGAACCGUUACAGUAUGGACAGGUGUCGCUAAUCUCCAAAGACACUGAGCCUGUGGAGUUAAACUGCAACUUCUCUUUUUCAAGAAAGAGAAAAAUCAGUUGCACAGUCUGUGGCCACAAAUUUCUCCGAAAGAGCCAGUUGCUGGAACACAUGUACACACACAAAGGGAAACAAUACAAAUACAACCGAUGCCAAAGGUUUGGUAAUCCAGUAGCCCACAGGUUUCAUCCUUAUUGUGACAGUUGGUCUGACUGUACAGUAAAAAGUUCCAGGCUCUCUCAAGAUCACCUAGAUUCAUCAUGUGCAGUGGAGUCUGAUCUUGCUCCAGAAAAUGUCGAUGCAAUCCUCGUAGAAUAGCUUUGUAUGUUGCCUCUGAUGAGCUGAAACCGUGAAUGCUUCAAUUUGUUUGUGUCCUUCCACUUUGCUGAAUGUUCUGGGUACUCUUCUGAAGUUCUCUCUUCACCUAACAGCUCUGUCUUCAGCGAAAUGAGACUGUAACAAUUCUGUACACCCUUUUACUUGGAUAUUUAAACCUUAAAAUCCAAGUUGAUUAGAGAACAAGCUAUUUGUUGGCGGUGUCCAGAUAACUUAGAUCCAUCUUUCAUAAAUGACAACUUAAUUGACCUGUGUUACCCAAGAUGAGAUUGUAGAAGUUAGUGAGUGUGGGGUUUAAACAUCUAGUAUACUGAGCAGAACUUUAGAACUGUGUGUGUGUCCUUAGAAUUAUUCUGAAACCAAAGUGGGUGGAAUGUGUUCAGAGGAUAUUACUUUUCUUGAUUAGUUUAAUAUCAAUUCCCUAGAAAGAGAGACUAACCCAAAGUACAGAGGACAGGUGGGAAAUGAACAGCACAUAAACCUCAGGCUGUUCCCUUUUCCUGGUAAUCCCAGGGGUUGAUGUAGAGACAGUGGCCCUGGUUCAGCAAGCGUUUGCAGUCCCAUUGACUGAAUACAUUCUUUAAGUGUGACAUCUGCUUAAGUGCUUUGCUGCAGGAGGACUAAUGUGCAUCCUGCCCCAUUCCAAGCCCAGCAGGCCUCCCCCUGCUUCAUCAGUCCCCUCCACAAAUGUGGAACCAAAUCCUACCAAAGCUCUUCAAAGUGUCCCAUUAAUGAACCUUCCUCUGUAAGAUGGAAUGAGAUCCAGGUGAAGAGUCUCCUUCAAGAGGAUCUAGGGCAGUGGUUCUCAACCAGAGGUCUGUGGACCCCCUGCCCUUUCAAGGGGGCCGUGGGGCCCCGCAGCUGAAGCCCCGAUCCCUGGCACUCCUUGCUGGGCUGAAGCCAGGGGAGGUGCAGGGUUGAAGCCCUGAUUCCUGGCUGGUGCCCCCCACCCAUGGGGCUGAAGCUGUGAGGUGUGGGUCUGAGUCCCAGAGCCCCAGUGCUCCCUGUGGAGCAGAAACCCUGAGCCCAUGGUGGGCAGAGUUGGAGACAUGGAGGGCAUUGCCCCCUCCCACCCAAACUGCAGUGCAAGAUCAAGGCAGUCCCGGGGGCACCUCCACACCUCCCCCGAGUCCCCUCACCAUCUCCUUUCCCCGUCCCCUGGCCAGGUUGGAGGUGGGAAGCCGGAGCCGGGCAGUGGGGCAGCUGCUGCUCUGGCUGGUGCCAUGGAGCAGGCAGCUGCAGCGUUCCUUCCUCUCCUGCUCAUGCCCCAGGUUGAAGCGGCUCAUCAGCUCCCACCCUCCUUUGCUCCUGCAGAGCAGCCGGUAAGAGCCCCUUGGGUGGGGAGACCCGGCUCCGUGGCUGGCAGACCCUUCCGGGAACAGGGACAGCAGGGGAGUCCUCCCAGCACACAGCCCCUAAUACUCCUCCCUACACCCUGAGCCCGUAGUGCCCCUCUCCCUGCCCACCCACAGCCCCUAGCUACCCCCUCCCUGCACCCUAAGCUGUUUUCAAACUUUUUGAGUUAAGCCCCCCACCUUUGAGUUAUAAUUUAAAUAUAUAAACUCCCUCCCUCCCUGGACCCCACCAUGUGGAGGUGGCUCGAGCCCCGAUGACCCCUGCCCCCCCAAAUAGACAUCAAACUACACCUAUUCCCAAGGCCCCUGCCCCGAGGCCCCUUCCCCACAUCCCCGCAGGGCCCUGGAGUUUUUAUAGCCUGUCGAGGGGGGGCCUCACAGAGAAAAAGUUUGAGAACCCCUGAUCUAGGGGACCCCCUCUCUUAAAUAAAAAAUCCUUUUCCCUACUGUAAGUUAUUUCUACAUAUGAACAGCUUUGAAUAAUAUGUUCCUAACUGCUAGGGUGAUGUGAACGUUAAAAACCCAUAGAUAAGGAACAUUGUCUCUCCUUGGGCUCUUCUACAACAGUAAUACUGUUUAAAUAGAAUUGUUUUAUGCCUUUGUUAUCAUUUCCUGCAUAUCUCAAAAAUGUAUUCUUCCAAGUCAGUUACAAAUGUGCAUUCACAUUCAUUCUGACCUCAGGUUAAUAUUUUGCUCUUCUAUAGUGCUAUUUCAUCUGAGCAUCACAAACCACUUCCUGCAAUGCGGGGUAUAAGGCGCACCCUUGGGGUGGGGGGGGGAGGGGACUUGGCCAACAGUGAAAUGGAGUUAUUCUGAUAUAAAGAACAAAUUUUUUAAAUGUACUGAAUAGAUGCUGCGAGCUGCUCCACUCUGCUGCUCAAAAAACGUGUUAGAGACUUUUCAAAAAAUGUGCGUUAAGACUAGCAAUGAAAGCCUCCUAUCUGUUGCCAUGGGAUUGCAUUACUAGAAUGCACAGUGAUGGGGAAAAUCUUUGAACAAUGGUUAGAAAAAUGCCUGCCAAAAUUCCUGGUCCAAAUCUCUUUUGAAGUCAGUAGACUUCACCUGGCUCCACUGAGAUUGGAUCAGGCCCAGAAAAAAAAUCUGAAAUCAAAACGUUUUUGAAUUGCCAAAGCAUCGUAUGCUAAUUAUUUUUAGGACUAAGCUCAUCUUGAUUCGAUUUCUUUAUAUUAUACUCAGCAGAGAAGCCAAGAGCUGCAUGGACAGAGACUUGACUUUUCUUAGAGGUGGUCUCUGCACACCAGGGUUGAAGCACCUUCCAAAGGUGAUACAGGGACGCUCACGUGGCUGUUUCUUGUUGGUUGAGCCUCUUUCGCAAACACUGGCGCUUAGAAAAAAAUGACUUUGAAUGGUCAGCCAAGCCAAUCUCUACUUUGUUCCCCCAGUGUAAUUUCAACCUAGGAAAAAAGGUGUGGUUUUAACAUGUUAGUUUAUAUGUGCUAAAAUACUAAUGUAGACAAGGCAAAGUGUAGCCCUAACGUGUAUUAGCUGGUUAAGCUGAACCUUAGCCUCCUGACUAGGGUUUACCUCAACUAGUUAAUGUGUUUUAAACAGUAGACCAUGAAAACAAAACCAAGGAUUGAUGACAGUAGGACAUACAGACACAAAAUGCUAAAAGAAAGAACAAACUAGGAUUAUUCCUUGUACGUUGUGGUCUUUAGUUGUGCUAAGUGUAAUUUUUUUAAACAUUGCCAGAAGGCUUCUUAAAUGGGAAUAAUGAAACGGAGCAGAAGUCACAUCUGCAUGAGUUAUCAGCUAGCUGUGAUGUAUUUAUAUAUUAGUAGUGACUGUAUCAUAUUGAAUGUGAAGAGGAAUUUACUUUCUGAAAUUGGUAAAUAACUGUUUUGUGUUGAUGCGUAUGUGUAUCUUUUAAAACUAGUGAGCAUAAAAACUUAAAUUUUCUUCGAGUGCUCGCUCGUGUCCAUUCCAUUGUAGGUGUGCAUGCGCUGACAUGCACGGUCGUCGGAGACUUUUGCCUUAGAGGUAUCCAUUGGGCCGGCUGUGGUGCCCUCUGGAGUGCCGCACUCAUGCCGCAGUAUAUCAGGUGCCGCCAUCCCUGUGCCCUCUCAGUUCCUUCUUACCGCCUGUGGUGGUCAGUCGGAGCCCGU
Mauremys reevesii (Reeves's turtle) is the source of this 4915-nucleotide messenger RNA. RefSeq names its product zinc finger and BTB domain containing 25 (gene ZBTB25). Gene Ontology annotation, cellular component: nucleus. The record is from RefSeq and is a predicted model, not a curated record. The transcript is spliced from 3 exons. Gene Ontology annotation, molecular function: protein binding; RNA polymerase II cis-regulatory region sequence-specific DNA binding; DNA-binding transcription factor activity, RNA polymerase II-specific. The coding region runs from base 19 to 1416 and encodes 465 amino acids. Gene Ontology annotation, biological process: regulation of transcription by RNA polymerase II. Lineage: Eukaryota; Metazoa; Chordata; Testudines; Geoemydidae.